CCGACUGCGCAGAUCCCGAAGUCCCGCGGCCGCGAGUACGUAGUCAAACUCCGGCUCAGUAAGGACUGUGGUUCCCGUUCGCAGUGCAGUUCGAAAUCUCCGGGAGCGACCGCGUUCUUUCGUUUUUUCUCUCUCUUUCUCUCUCUCUCUUUCUCCUUUCUCUCCUCUUUCUCUCUGUCCCUCUCGAUCCUCACUCUGUUUCUCCCUUUUCCGUAAGCUCUAACCUCUCAGUCCUCCUUCCCCGCUUCCGUCUCUAACCCGUCUUCGUUUUCCCGUCAUCUUCGGUUUAUCGUCAGCCCUCGCCUAGCUUAACGUCUCUCGCCUCCCGUGUCUUCUCUUCUCCCUCUCGUGCGCGCGUUUCCGUCAACCCGGCGAAGGCGCGCCUCUUUAACUUUUUUUUUUCCUCCCUCCGUCGUCACGCGACACGCACGCGAUCCCAUAACGCGCGAAAUUCUUCCGCCUUUCUCGGCCGAGAGGUGACCCGUUCGUUCGCGAUUGAUGGAUGACGGGCGAAACGUGCUGCUGACGGCCGCGUCCUCCCGCCCAUCCAGAGCCCGGAUGUCUUGAUGGCGAGUCACGUGGAUGAUCGGCGGCGACCGGGCAGUGAUUUCGGAAAGUCGUCUCGCUGCUAGAGUCCCCAGGGGGAACAGUCCGGGCAGAGCGCGCCGCGCGGGACGCGCGUGUGUGCCGCCUGAUCGUCGGCGGAUGUCUACCACUGGACAGGAGGCGGCCGAUCGGUGCCCGCAGCAGUAGCAGCAGCAGCAACAGCGGCUCGCAGAGUGAAGUGCGUGGAGGAAAUCCGCGGUGGAUCGGGUCGAUGUGCACAGGUCCGAGGAGACGCACCGACACUUGGCCUCGCUCGGUGACAGUUCCAGUCCGAAAGGAGCUCAUAUGGAAUGGCAUCACGUGGGCCGUCGUCGCUGUCGAUGCUGCCGAUCGCGAUAGCGAUGGCCGCCGUGAUGACAGUCGUGGCUAGUGGCCUCUGUCCGGCGCGAUGCCGAUGCGACGACGAGAGCCUACGGGUCUCGUGCGCCUACGCCGGCCUCGAAGUCGUGCCGAUUCAGCUGAACCCGGAGAUCCGCCACUUGGACCUGUCAAACAAUCGCGUGACCAACGUGCACCUCACUUUCGGCUUCUACGGGAAUUUGGAGAGCCUCGACCUGAGUUCGAAUCUCCUUCACACAUUAGGUCUGGCGAAUUUCGGCAUGCAACAGAAUCUGAUCGUGCUUAACGUCAGCAAUAAUAUGAUUCACACUUUAGCGAGAAACGCCCUGGACGGACUGACGUCCUUGAAGGAAUUGAACUUGGCUGGCAAUAAUAUCUCGGAGAUAUCCGAGCAGGCGUUCAAGUCCACCAGCGAACUGGAGGUGCUGGACCUGAGCGACAACUCGAUCACAAGUCUGAGCGACGAGUUGCUGAAGAACCUGCACAAGAUACGAACUCUGAUUUUGAACAAGAACUCGCUGUUGGAAGUGCCGAUGAGCAAUCUGGCUCUGGCGCCGAGCCUCGAGCGCGUAGAUUUGUCGGAUAACCUGAUACUGGAGCUCGACCAAGACUCUUUGCCAUCGUUACCGUCGCUGGUUUCCCUGAAUCUAUCGAACAAUGUCAUCAGAUACGUCGCUGACGUCGCCUUUGAUCGUCUACCGGAUCUCCUGUAUCUGGAUUUAUCCGGGAACAAUCUGACUUCCGUGCCUACGGCCGCUCUGGCCAGAUUGAACGUUUUGACGGGUCUCGUUUUAAGCACGAAUCCCCUCGGGUCCUUGGAGGCCGUGGCCUUCCGCAAUCUAUUCGAGCUGAGGACCUUGGAACUAAACGACUGUACGAUCGCGAACGUAAACGCGCGGGCCUUCGCCGACAACGUGAAUCUCGAGCGCAUCUCGAUGGAUGGCAAUCGAGAAUUGAGAGAAUUGCCGGCGCGAGUGCUUUACGGAGCCCGAUACCUCAAGUGGGUCUCGCUACGUCGAUGCAGCCUGGCGACCCUGCAGCCGACGCAGUUCCCUGUCGACGGGCUGUCGCAUCUACGAGUCGGCGGCAAUCCUCUGGUGUGCAACUGCUCGGUGCAUUGGCUGUGGAACGUGAUUCGCGCCGAGGAGCGACGGAACGAGACGCGGCUCGAGCUAGACAGCCACGACAUCGUCUGCAGCGACGAGGAAUUCGCCGGCAGAGCGCUGAUCGCGCUAUCCGAGGGCUCGCUGCGGUGUCGCUUGAGUCCCUUGUAUCUAUCCCUGUCGGUCGUUGGCUGCUUCUUGGCGGCCGCGGCCGUGCUCACCCUAAUUGCGCGAUUGACGCGCGCGAAGAGGAAGAGACGGUCGCUGGCGUACGCGGCGCCGAAUCGUCCCGAGUUUCUGGUCUACGUCGGCAGAAGCGACAACGGGCUGGACAAGAACGGCGAGUCGUACAGUCGCCGGCUGCUAACCAGGAACAACGAGGACAUUUCGUACGAUUCGCCGCGCGGUAAAGUGGCGGCGGCUUUGGCGGCGGCAGCGGCGACGACGACGACGACGACGACGGAUUACAGCCCGCAAUCGCGGGAGACAAACAUCUACGAGACGCCGCGUUACGCGCGGCCCGGACGUCGCGACGCCGUCGAACCUACGUCGCACGACAAGCCCGGAUUUCCGACGGAGGAAGGGGUGUACGCGGUGGCGGACGUAACCGAUCUGCGGGACGAGCCGCCGGAAGUGCUGUCGCUUUAUCGUGGCGCGCGCAGUCCUCUCGCCUCCAGGUCGAACGUCCUACGGCGAUUGGACUACGGCUACAAUUACGAGUACGAUUACGAUUACGAGCCGACGGCACCGCCGUCGCCACCGCCGCCGUCGCCGCCGCCGCCACCGCCGCCGUUACCGCCGUUGCUAUCCGAGAAACCGCACGUCGUCUUCGUAUGAGGGGAGCCGCGCGGUCGGAGGUCGUAAGCUGGGUGGGUCCAGCUGCGGCGGACGGUAAUCAGCGAGAAUCCGGGGGAUAGUCUAGUCGUUAGGCGAUACUGGAUACGCCGUCGACUCCGUAUCACGGGCCUUUAACUAUCCGAAACUGUCUCGGGAUUAUUGCCUCGGCGCGACGUCUUGAUACUCGAGGCGUUGCGCCGAGUGUACGUGACGAGAGGACCACGCGGGAUGAUGUGCGCUGGGACUUGGAGUGGCCGCGAGAAUGGUGCGAGAUAUUUCGUACGAGAUUCGUCCCACGCUCCGGAUCGUCAUUCGAGCGUUAAAUUUACUCGAUAUCAACGCACGAUAUCGUUUGGAAACGAUUGCAUCGGCCCUAUCCUAGUUUACUCACGUUAUCGGUCGUUACGACUCGCUGCAUACGAGGACCAACGAACUGCUGCAGGUGCUGCAUUUCAGCACGGCUAAACGUUUGAGCAACGGUAAUGUUCGUUCGCGAUGGGUACGAAGCGAAAGAGAAAGAAAAAGGAAAAGGAAAAGGAGGAAAAGAACGGCGAACGUCCCGGACAGUUUGUACCGAGUUUAGAGUCGCGGUAAGAUGGGAAAGUGGCGUCGAGAUUGUGGACGGACAUUACUUUCCACUUGGCGUUGGAAGAAUGAUCGAUACCAUCGCCGUCGUCGUUGUUGUCGUCGGGAAAGCGGAUUAUCCGAAAUUCUGUUGCUCGAAUGAGAACGGGUGGUGCUUUCGGCUCGUAAGAAACCGACGGGGUUACGGGGCGCGCGACACGCUGAAAUUAUCCCCCGAGGACAAACAGUAGCAACCGUGGACGAGUGAAAAUGAAAUGUCUUCCGAGAUAGUUGCGUCGUUGCUAGACAGAGAGAGAAACGGAGUGAGAGAGAGAGAGAGAGAGAGAGAGAGAGAGAGAGAGAGAGAGAAAGAGCGAGAGAGUGAGAGAAAGAGCGAAAGAGUGAGAGAAAGAGGAAGCCAGGAUGCAUUCUCACUGAGGGAACACAAUCUGACUCGGAAUGUAAAUUGUGCGGGAGCGCGAGAGUGCGUUGUAGUGGUCGGGUCGUGAGAGGGAAAGAGAAUACGAGAGGACCCGUAGUAUUUAUUUUGCGAGGAUUGCGAGUUGAAAUCCGCUGGCUCAGUGUGAAUGCAGUGGCCCGAUUUUGCCCGGCGAGCGUUCGUUCCUGUCGGAUCCGUUUGAACAAGUAGUGACAAAUCAAAUCAAAGCUGCGUCGCGUUAGUCGAUUAAAGGUCCUUCUAAAGAUUACUAGUACCUAGAAAUUAAUACUCUUCGUAAGGUCCGUUCCAGACUCGGGGUUCACCACUAAACUGUUACGUCACAACCGCUGUACGGAUUAAUUAUUGGCAUCUUGUUAUCCUGCCCUCCCUCCCCCAACCCCUCCUCGGAUAUCCAAGUAUCCGAAACAUUCGUUUAAGCUCGAAUUCGGUUUUGUAUUUGUAAAUAAUUGAGUAUCCGGAUCCAAAUAGAUUACUUUCCUCGGGCAUCUCCACUUACAUGCAUACAUUUUUGCAAAUUAUUGAUUAUUCCAAUAAAUGAAUGGCGGAUAUGCAUUAUUAAACUUUCAUGUAGCGCUGAUCAGCGUUGAUUAUAUAUGAAGCCUUCAAACUCGGAUAUUUAUAAUCCUUAUCGAUUAUUAGAUAUCUGAUCUUUUAUUUCUGUGUUCAAGUCGAGCGAGUAUCCGGAUACUCGAGCGCUCAAAGUUUGCAAACUCGAGCUACAGAGUCGAGAUCAGAGUGCCGUUAAUAAAAAGAGCGAUAAGUUGCCUGCUGAAAAAUUACGUUAACACACGUUCCUCCACACAAGACACGCUUAAGGGAGCAAAUUACGUUAUAAGUCGCGAAUCUGACUUCUUUCCCUCUUUUGCGACCGACAGAGGGAGGGAUCCCUCGUUCGUACGAAGUAUUGUAAAUUGAAGCAAUAAUAGUUACGACCUUUACUCUGUAAGCACAUUACACACCGAAUAUAUUUAGGGACAAUUACAAAGGACACAUUUAUACGAAAUACAUAAGCAAAUACAUACGAAAAAUAUAAAUAUAAAUAUAAAUAAUAUAAAUAUAAAUAUAUAUAUAUAUUUAUUUAUUAAUUUAUGAUGUUAAGUUUGGAAAGAAAGAUGUUACGUUUUGAAUACGAAAAUAUACUCAAUGCAGUACGAAUAAAG
Messenger RNA from Solenopsis invicta (red fire ant), 5069 nucleotides. RefSeq names its product leucine-rich repeat-containing protein egg-6. Gene Ontology annotation, molecular function: protein binding. The transcript has 2 exons. NCBI's taxonomy places the organism in Eukaryota, Metazoa, Arthropoda, Insecta, Hymenoptera, Formicidae. The coding region runs from base 897 to 2885 and encodes 662 amino acids. The record is from RefSeq and is a predicted model, not a curated record.